GGGCGCGACGGACGGUUUCGAGCGUCUCUAUCAGCGUCGCGGUUGACUUGUUUCAGUGAUUGACUAGAGGUCAUGCGAGGAAACUUUUCAGGUUUUCAUGGAAAGACAUUUGCAUUCAAAAAAACAAGAGUCGGUGGAUAAUACGUAGAAUUCACAUAAAGAAUACGUUAUAGUAUUCGACUCGUUAUUAUACGCGUGGUACUGAUGAUAAACUUUUGAUAAGACAAGGCAUUGAUAAUGAAGGUUCGAGAAUCGUCGAGUUUUUACCUCGAAAGUUACAUAAAAGAAUUUUAAUUUCCAAAAAACUGAUGGCGUCUAAUAAGCAAAAACCUCUAGGGUUAGAGUUCGCGAUCGGUGGACUAGCGGGCGUUGGCACAGCGUUGCUAACUAAUCCAGCAGAUAUGUUGAAGACCCGAUUACAAUUACAAGGAGAACUGGCAGCUCCGGGAACUUAUGAAAAAGCGUACACCAGCACCUUUCAAGCCGCGCGAACAAUCGUCAUGCGCGAGGGUAUUAUGACACUGCAGGCUGGAAUUAUGCCGGUUAUUGGACUGCAAGUUAUAAUUAAUGGCGCGAGAUUAGGCAGUUACUUUUUCGCCAAAAGGAUGGGCUUGAUUGUGAACGAAAGCGGAGAAACUAUUGUAUGGAGAACAGCGCUGUUGUCCGGUGUCGUCAGCUCGAUCGCCUUCAUGAUUGGCAGUCCCCUCUACUUGGCUAAAGUGAAACUUCAUGCUUAUUCUGGCAGUAGAAAUUUAAUUGGUUAUCCCACUGAUUUGAACACCAGAAGUAUUUUCAAAUCUUUAUGGCAACAAGGGGGUAUUAAAAAGGUUUAUAGUGGCUGGUAUUCAAACACACCGAGACUUUUUAUUGGAUCCGCUGUGCAAAUAACUGUAUUCGGUUUAGUUAUGGACUAUAUGAAGCAGAUUGAGACAUUGUCGAAUGAAAAACUACUGAGCACAUUUAUUGCGUCAUCCAUAGCUGGAACUUGUCUUGUUCUAACAGUUCAUCCAUUAGACGUAAUGUCAACUAGAAUUUAUAAUCAAGGAUCGAAAAGCCAAGAAAGUAAAAAAUUAUACAAUGGAAUGAUGGACGUAAUUUGGAAAACAGUGAAGGCUGAAGGAUUUUCGGGAUUAUACAAAGGUGUAUUUCCGAAUUGGCUUAGAUAUGCACCGUAUGUUAUAAUAAGUCAAGGAUUGUACCAAAAAAUUACUGGCAUGUAUGAAGAACUUCACAAAUAAUUCUUUGUGCCCUUGACAA
Molecule: messenger RNA, 1257 nt
Organism: Phymastichus coffea
Lineage: Eukaryota; Metazoa; Arthropoda; Insecta; Hymenoptera; Eulophidae
Product: solute carrier family 25 member 35-like
Exons: 5
Coding region: 309-1238 (309 amino acids)
Source: RefSeq, a predicted model, not a curated record